Messenger RNA from Coffea eugenioides, 1269 nucleotides. RefSeq names its product B-box zinc finger protein 24-like. Gene Ontology annotation, molecular function: zinc ion binding. The coding region runs from base 356 to 1069 and encodes 237 amino acids. Gene Ontology annotation, biological process: photomorphogenesis; regulation of DNA-templated transcription. Gene Ontology annotation, cellular component: nucleus. The record is from RefSeq and is a predicted model, not a curated record. Lineage: Eukaryota; Viridiplantae; Streptophyta; Magnoliopsida; Gentianales; Rubiaceae. The transcript is spliced from 3 exons.
UUUAUUAUGGUAAAAUCGAAAGGGCCACUCUGGCCACUGUCCUUUUCCCUUCCCUUCUUCUUGCCAUGUUAUCAUUGGUGCACAAGUAUUUGGUUGAAAACACCCAAUCACGGGGUUGUGUUGUCAACUAAUGAGUUCGCAUAAAGGCUAAGAACUUAUAAACCGAACUCUUUUUUGGUAUAGUCUCAUUCUCGAAAAAACAAAAAAGAUCAGCAGCUUGGCUUGAUGGGUUUAAUGUGCCAGCCAAACUAGACUGUGUCGUUGGGGAGUUCUGCAGGGUAUUAGUGCUUAAAUAGUUGUAACAGACACUGAUACAGUGAGUUAUAAGUAGAAGAAGAAAAGUUAACGAAGGAAGAUGAAGAUCCUGUGUGAUGUGUGUGAGAAAGCUCAGGCAGCUGUGAUAUGUUGUGCGGAUGAGGCAGCCUUGUGUGCAAAAUGUGAUCUUGAGGUACAUGCUGCAAACAAGUUGGCAAGCAAGCAUCAGAGGCUCCAUCUUCAAUCCCUUUCCAACAAGCUUCCUCCCUGUGACAUCUGCCGAGAAAAGGCUGCUUUCAUUUUCUGUGUUGAAGACAGAGCUCUCUUUUGCCAAGAUUGUGAUGAACCUAUCCACUCCGCUAAUACACUCGCUGCAAACCACCAAAGGUUUCUGGCCACUGGAAUUCGGGUAGCCUUGAGCUCCAGCUGCAAUAAAGAGGGUGCAAAAAGCCACAUGGAGCCACAGCCACCCAAGCAACAGUUUUCUUCAAAGAUGCCUACACAGCAAUUGUCUAGUAUGACAUCAUCCUCUUGGGCUGUGGAUGACUUAUUACAGUUUUCUGACUAUGAUUCCUCAGACAAGAAGGGGCAACUUGAAUUUGGCGAGCUUGAAUGGUUUUCAGAUAUUGGUCUGUUUGGUGAGAGAGCAGGGGAGGAAGCCUUAUCAGCUGCAGAAGUGCCUCAACUGCCUGUACCACAGUCGAGCAAUGCCGCUUCACAUAAAACACCCAAACUCUACAUGCCUUGUAAGAAGCCAAGAAUUGAACUGGAAGAUGACGAGGAAGAGUACUUCACCGUGCCUGAUUUUGGUUGAGCUUCCAUAGUUGGGAAAUUGUAGUUCAUGACUGCUUCUGGGCAUGCAAAAACGAAUUCUCUAUAGAGAUAGAUAUGUCUAUGUAAAUGUGUGGAUGUUGGCUGCAUUGUGAUAGCUGAAAAAUAUUGCUAGCAUAAAAAAGUCACUGUAUUGUCAGAGUAUAAAAAGUUAAUCCUAUCUUUAUUUCUUUUUUCUUUCCA